AUGAAGAGGAAACAGAAACGAUUUCUGCAAAUGACUUUAUUGUUUAUGGUUGCUUUAAUUUUCCUGCCCAAUAUUGGUCUCUGGUCUCUGUAUAAGGAUAAGCAUCUGAUGAAAUCCACGGAACCUGGAGAGCAGCAGACAUUUCCACUGGGCCUAGGAGAUGGGCAGCUCUAUACCUGGACAGAUGGUCUGAAAAGAAAGGAUUGGCAUGAUUAUGGAAGCAUUCACAAGGAUGCUCUGCGUUCAGGCAAGGGUGAACAUGGGAAACCUUAUCCUCUCACUGAAGAAGACCGUGAUGAUUCAGCUUACAGGGAGAAUGGAUUCAAUAUUUUUGUGAGCAACAACAUUGCUUUGGAGAGGUCACUGCCAGAUAUUCGCCAUGCCAACUGUAAACACAAGAUGUACCUGGAGAAGCUGCCAAAUACUAGCAUCAUUAUUCCUUUUCAUAAUGAAGGUUGGACUUCUCUUCUGCGCACUAUACACAGUAUAAUUAACAGGACUCCAGACAGUCUGAUUGCUGAAAUCAUUCUAGUGGACGACUUCAGCGAUAGAGAGCACCUGAAAGAUAAAUUAGAAGAAUACAUGGCCCGGUUUUCCAAAGUGAGAAUUGUUCGAACCAAGAAACGAGAAGGACUCAUACGAACCCGACUGUUGGGUGCAUCUAUGGCAAAAGGAGAAGUCUUAACCUUCCUGGAUUCUCACUGUGAGGUCAAUGUGAACUGGCUGCCUCCUUUGCUCAACCAAAUUGCCCUCAAUCGCAAAACCAUUGUGUGUCCCAUGAUUGAUGUCAUUGACCACAAUCACUUUGGGUAUGAAGCCCAGGCGGGGGAUGCCAUGAGAGGAGCCUUCGACUGGGAAAUGUACUACAAAAGAAUCCCCAUCCCUCCGGAGCUCCAGAGGGCAGAUCCCAGCGACCCUUUUGAGUCUCCUGUGAUGGCUGGAGGGCUCUUUGCUGUGGACCGAAGGUGGUUUUGGGAAUUGGGUGGCUAUGAUCCAGGCUUAGAAAUCUGGGGAGGAGAACAGUAUGAAAUAUCUUUCAAGGUUUGGAUGUGUGGAGGAGGAAUGUUUGACGUUCCAUGUUCUAGAGUUGGUCAUAUCUACAGGAAGUACGUCCCUUAUAAAGUUCCAUCUGGGACCAGCUUGGCAAGAAACCUAAAGCGAGUGGCAGAGACCUGGAUGGAUGAAUUUGCCGAGUACAUUUACCAGCGGCGACCUGAGUACAGACACCUUUCCACAGGCGACAUCUCUGCCCAGAAGGAACUCCGGAAGCAUCUCAAGUGCAAGGACUUCAAGUGGUUCAUGGCAGCCGUCGCCUGGGAUGUCCCCAAGUACUACCCCCCAGUGGAGCCCCCACCAGCUGCCUGGGGGGAGAUUCGAAAUGUGGCUGCCAAUCUCUGUGUAGACAGCAAGCAUGGUGCCACGGGGACUGAACUGAGGCUGGACAUCUGUGUAAAGGACGGCUCUGAAAGGACAUGGUCCCAUGAACAGCUCUUCACCUUUGGCUGGCGGGAAGACGUGCGACCUGGAGAACCACUCCACACCCGAAAGUUUUGUUUUGAUGCCAUUUCCCACAGUAGCCCUGUCACCCUCUAUGACUGUCAUGGCAUGAAGGGCAACCAGCACUGGGGCUAUCGGAAGGACAAAACUUUAUUCCAUCCAGUGAGCAACAGCUGCAUUGAUUGCAACCCAUCAGAGAAGAAGAUUUUCAUGAACAGAUGUGACCCUCUCUCGGAGACUCAGCAGUGGAUUUUUGAACACAUUAACAUGACUAUUUUAGAAAAAGUGAACAGCAACUUCAGCUCCUAG
This is a messenger RNA of Gracilinanus agilis (Agile Gracile Mouse Opossum), 1806 nucleotides long. RefSeq names its product polypeptide N-acetylgalactosaminyltransferase like 6 (gene GALNTL6). Lineage: Eukaryota; Metazoa; Chordata; Mammalia; Didelphimorphia; Didelphidae. The coding region runs from base 1 to 1806 and encodes 601 amino acids. Gene Ontology annotation, cellular component: Golgi apparatus. The transcript has 12 exons. The record is from RefSeq and is a predicted model, not a curated record.